Rana temporaria (common frog) is the source of this 2221-nucleotide messenger RNA. RefSeq names its product ecto-ADP-ribosyltransferase 5-like. The transcript has 8 exons. Gene Ontology annotation, molecular function: NAD+-protein-arginine ADP-ribosyltransferase activity; NAD+ poly-ADP-ribosyltransferase activity. Lineage: Eukaryota; Metazoa; Chordata; Amphibia; Anura; Ranidae. The record is from RefSeq and is a predicted model, not a curated record. Bases 91 to 1500 code for a protein of 469 amino acids.
GAAAGUUGUUACUAAGAUACACAAAUCUCUUCUCCAGGUGAGGCUCAUCAACUCUCCGAAGUCUCUUCUCCGGGAUCUUCUCCUCCAGAGAUGGGAAUAAAGAACUUUCUGGCUGCAAUAUUCUGCCUGCUGAUUGGAUGGGAACAUGUGGAGGCGCUCAGCAACACCUACGAGUUGAAGUUCAAACCCAAUGUCUUCGAUGACCAAUACAUUGGGUGUGUGGACAAACUCAACGAUGACGGCAUGCCCAGGAUCCUGCGGCAGGAGAAGGCCAACCAGGAAUUUGACAAAGCUUGGCAGAGGGCAACUAAAGUGUGGAACAAUAUGGUGUCCAAGGUCAAACUCCCAGAUGAAUUUGAGGACGAGCAUGGAAUCGCUCUACUGGUGUUCACCAACCAGUUCCCUAAGAAGAACCCCAUAUACCAGCAAAUGAAUGCCAACCUCACCAUCGCUGGAGCCUCUCUCAAGGACUACAUGGACAACUUUCACUUCAAAGCUCUUCACUUCUACCUGACCAGAGCCCUGCAGAUCCUCAAACCGGACUGCAGAAAACCGUAUACCACGUUCCGGGGGAGCUGGGACACCUUCGAGGCCUCUCCGCUCUUCAAGUUUGGGAGAUUCACCUCCACUUCCCUCAACAGCACCAAGGCUAAAACCUUCGGAGUGAUGUCCUUCUUCCAGAUCACCACCUGCUUUGGUGCCGAAAUUGGCCAAUUAUCGUUUUACCCCGGGGAAGACGAAGUUCUGAUCCCACCUACUGAGAAAUUCACCUACGUCAUGAAGAAUGACUCCACCUAUGUUCUGGAGAGCACCGGCCAGCUUUGCAGCUACUUCAACUGCGCCAUCAUGGGAGGGGAGAAGAAGACGGAAGCGAUCUGUCACUCAGACUCGUCCAAAUUAAAGAAGAUCGAGAAGAACAAAGUCUCCUCCCCUCUGUCUGAGCUGGAGGAGCGAAUCACAGCGCUGGAGAAGCUGGCCAUCCGGAACCACGAGGAAUGGGACAGGCACAGAACCAACAUUACAGAAUUGCCCGUCUUCAUAUUGUACACCUAUAAAGAGAUGGAAGAGGUGAAAUCACAGAUGAAAUCCUCCCAGAACCAGCAAAGUCCGAACGCCGAGGUCUUCCAUCACACCACCAAUAUCCUGAAUCUGCGGCUGGAAGAGGAGCUGAGAGAUCGCAGAGCCCUCCGGGGGGAGGAGGAGAAACUGGACAGGAUCCGCACCAAGCUGGACGACCUCCGGGACUUUGCCUGGAACGCUAAGCUCCGCCUUCGUGAUAUGGAGGAAGCUCUGGACACUGACAGGACGCGGGUGACCGAUGUCCAGGAUUCCAUUUCCCACAAUCUGGAGACAGUGAAGACUCUACAGGAACAAAUGUCCGUUAUGCAAGCUUCCAGAGAUGAUCUGCAGGACACGGUGACAAUCAUCACCUGGGGAUUGACCGUCGUCAGUAUUAUUGGAAUCCUAAUCGUGAUGAACAGACUCGUGGGUAUUCUCUAGAAGAGUACCUGAAUGAAGACAACUGUGAUUUCCAACACUGCUUCGGUGAAUGAUUUGUGAAUCUGGUGAAAGUCGUCUUCUCCCCCCUUCCAGGGAACCGCGCUCAGAUAAGGAAAUGUCUUCCAGUGUGAAGAUACAUUGGAUAGAAAGAUAUGAGAAUCGUCUUCUGGUGGGGUGGUGGAUCCGCUACAUUUUAGCACUUCUUUUCUAUAUUUAAACUCUUUCUGGAGACGGGUGGACAACAAAUACCAGAUUGCCUUUUAAAUUAUUGUGCCUUGUUAAACUGUCUUUAUUAUUACUGUUACCGAUCUGUUGCUGGUUGGGGGUUGGCGUGUUCCUCCAUGGACUCGAUUCUCAGGAAUCUCUGCUGCUAAUGAUCACCGAAUCUCUGAUUUGUGUUUACAUGAUCUGAUUGGAGGAAUGUUACAGAGGGUGGUGGAGCCAAUAUCCGGCUGUGAUCCAUGAAUGUCAAAGGGGCGUCGAUGAGCCUGUAUCCAGCCAUGGUCCAUGAAUGUUAUAGCAGGUGGUUGAGCUGAUCUCUAGGCAUGAUCCAUGAAUGUCCAAGAGGGUGGUGGAUCCAUAUUUAGCCAUGGUUCAGGAAUAUCAAAAAGGGUGGAGGAGCUGGUGUCCAGCCAUGGUCCAUGAAUGUCAUAGAGGGCGGUGGAGAUGGUGUCCAGGCACGAUCCAUAAAUACCCAAGCGACUUGGUAAAGCUGAUGUCC